Messenger RNA from Ostertagia ostertagi, 354 nucleotides. Lineage: Eukaryota; Metazoa; Nematoda; Chromadorea; Rhabditida; Trichostrongylidae. The record is from the annotation of a GenBank genome assembly.
AUGAAGAGCAACGUGUUGAGGCGGCGGAAUUUCACAGUAUUUGAGGAAAUUUUCCAGAAGGACUUCAAAGAGAUCGCCGAAAAAGUCGGCGUUUCCUUCAACAGACUCACAGAACCAGCUAGAAUUAUGAACCACUGCCUUCUCGGCUGCUUUUAUCCAGCUCAAAAUAUCUGCACAAUGAAAAUGAAAUGCGGUCUAUUCAUGCCAAACGAACUCCGGCUUAUGGACAAUCUUACCAAAUGUGCUCUGCAGAAUGAUGUCUCCAAAGGCAUCAUGAUGGAGAUGGCAACCUGCUUGAGUGAAACUGUGGAUGCUAAAAAGGUAGAGGAGGAGCAAGAGGAGUACACUGAAUGA